GAGGCUGACUUGUUGGUCAAGCCCAUGGGAGGACGGAUCGGGGAUAUAUUCAGGACUGAGACGGAAGAAGCCACUGUGAUGAUGAGGACGAAAAAGAGGAGACAACUUUGCAUCCUUCUACCCAACAAGCAGCACCUGGACUGUACCGUCGGGGUAAAAGCCAGAGGCCGUGAGGUGUUGAGCAGUGUGCUGGGGCAGCUCCGCGUCAGCGAUCUCCACGUCUUCGGCCUGGCUGUUCUCAGAGAUAAUGAAUAUCUCUUUCUUGAUUUGGACCUGAAGCUGAGCAAGUACUUUGGCAAAAGAUGGAACAAAGGCUCAACAACAGUCCCAUUCAUCAUAUUUCUGAGGGCGCAGUUCUACGUGGAGAAUGGGCAGCUGAUAUCGAGCGGCAGAGUGCGGCAGCUCUACUACACUGAGCUGAGGCAGAAGGUGCUGCGCUCGCAGAGCCGCCAGCAGGAAGCUUUGUUCUUCCAGCUGGCGGCUUCCGCGCUCCAGGCUGAGGUCGGAGAUCUGGAGCAGGGAGAGGGGAACGAAGAGGAGGAAGAGGGAAGACGGCGGAGAAAACACAGACGUUACUUUCUUCCUGAAGAUUACUUCCCCACCUGGCUGAUAAAGCGUCGAGGACGAGACUUCCUGCUCCUGCACUGCCCUGUGCUGCACGGUGAACUGAGAGGUGUGUCGCGCGGCCGGGCGAUGCUGCAGUUUAUCAAAGAGGCCGGCAGGCUGCAGGAUGGACCGCUCACUUUCUACAGGAUGAGACGGGAGAAAAUUGAGCUGAGAAGUUCGAUCCUUCUCGGCGUGGCUGUGAAAGGAGUCCACAUUUAUGAGGAGGUGGGAGGGAAACUGUGUCUACUGCAUGAUCUUUCUUGGGCCGACGUCGAUCGCUUCACUUUCCAGGGUAGCCGCUUUGUGCUCGCUGCAGUCGGGUCUCUGUGUCUCCCUAAGCUGGUGUACUACACUCACUCGGCCUUCCACUCCAAACACGUGCUGAGGCACCUCAGCGACAGCCACCGGCACCACAUCAACACCAGAGAUGCAGUCGUCUACAUCCAGCAGCUGGAAGACAUGCAGGCGAGUCACUUCUACAGAGAGGCCUACAUCUGUGACACAGCAUGCUUGAGACAGAGGCUUCAGAGCGGCAGCCUCACGUCCUCCAUGUCAGACUCCAGUGUUGCAGUGGGAACAAGAACAGCCUGGUCCAAGGAGGAGGAUGAGGAGGAGGAGAAGGAAGAUGAAGGCUCUGUCACAGUGGCAGAGCUGGAGUCGUGUGUUGACGAACAGGAGGAGGUUUUUGUUGAUAACCCAGCGGAGGUGUCCUGGCUGGCUGAGCUGAUCCACGGCGUGUCUGUCGAUGGGCCGCUAGUGUUACCCUCUUCUUGGACAGCUGUCACCACGGAAAUGAAGCAGGUUCUGAGGACGAGAGCAGAUGAAGGGGUUUCUGUGGACUAAUGUUCAGCCAACAGUUAAGACGAAGAAAAACGAUUUUUAAAAUGGCACAUAUUUUUAAAGUUUUAAUGAUUUCAUGCUUCCUCGGAUUACGUUAAUGCAUUGUUUGAAAUAUGAUUUAAAGACAGAAAUAUAUACAAUUUCUAUAACUAGAUUUAACUUAAAUUUUCCAAAUGAUACGCAGUUGUUUGUAUUUAUUAUUUGUUAACUUGUAUCCUCAAUAUAAAAACAACGAACAAGAUCUGGUGUAGGAACAGAUUUUUCUUUUAUCACCAACUAGACAUAAUUUAGCAGCUAGUUAUUAUAUAUAGUGGAUUAUGGUAAAUAGGUUAUAUAGAAAUGGGUAAUAAAUAUAAAAUAAAUAUGAAACUAACAUAACAGUGUUUUGUUCCCUUUGGAAGUGUAUUAUUGAUGUUGCUCAGUGGUAUGAAGUUAUGUGGAAAUGAUUUGUUUAUACUGUUGGUGAUAUAUUGUAUGGGUUUUUUUCUUUUCCUUUAUUGGAAACAUCAUUAACAUUUACAUGAAGUAUUUCAUAUUUAUGGUCGAUUAAUAUCAACUAAUAAAGACAUAGUCAUUUUA
Messenger RNA from Scophthalmus maximus (turbot), 2025 nucleotides. RefSeq names its product FERM domain-containing protein 6. Gene Ontology annotation, cellular component: cytoskeleton; cytoplasmic side of apical plasma membrane. The transcript has 13 exons. Gene Ontology annotation, biological process: positive regulation of hippo signaling. The record is from RefSeq and is a predicted model, not a curated record. Bases 25 to 1449 code for a protein of 474 amino acids. Lineage: Eukaryota; Metazoa; Chordata; Actinopteri; Pleuronectiformes; Scophthalmidae.